Brettanomyces bruxellensis is the source of this 474-nucleotide messenger RNA. RefSeq names its product ribosomal 40S subunit protein S11A (gene RPS11A). The record is from RefSeq and is a predicted model, not a curated record. Gene Ontology annotation, biological process: translation. Lineage: Eukaryota; Fungi; Ascomycota; Pichiomycetes; Pichiales; Pichiaceae. Gene Ontology annotation, molecular function: structural constituent of ribosome. Gene Ontology annotation, cellular component: cytosolic small ribosomal subunit; ribosome. Bases 1 to 474 code for a protein of 157 amino acids. The transcript has 2 exons.
AUGGCUACCGAAUUAACUGUCCAAUCUGAGAGAGCUUAUCUUAAGCAACCUCACAUCUACAGCAACCCAAAGUCCAAGGUCAGCAAGAGAGCUAAGAGAUGGUACAAGGAUAUUGGUUUGGGAUUCAAGACUCCUAAGACCGCCAUUGAGGGAACCUACAUCGACAAGAAGUGUCCAUUCACCGGUUUGAUCUCUAUCAGAGGUAGAAUCCUCAGUGGUACUGUUGUCUCUACUAAGAUGCACAGAACUAUCGUCAUCAGAAGAGACUACUUGCAUUACAUUCCAAAGUACAACAGGUACGAAAAGAGACACAAGAAUGUUGCUGCUCACGUUUCUCCAUGUUUCAGAGUUAAGGAGGGUGACAAUGUUACCGUUGGUCAGUGCAGACCAUUGUCGAAGACUGUUAGAUUCAAUGUUAUUAAGGUCAACACCACUGAGUCUACCAACAAGUCCAAGACUUUCGACAAGUUCUAA